GCGAGCCGCGGCCGCCGCCCCGGCCCAGGGCCAUCUCGGGGGUCCGGGCCCCGCGCGGCCGGGGAGGCUCUGCGAGCCAGCGAGCCAGCCUUUCCCGCCCUCUCCCCCACGCGCUUCCUUUGGCCGCGGGGCACAAACUUGGCCUGGCCCGGGAGGAGGCUUUUCUUUAGAGGUUGAAUUGACCAAAGCAAUGGUUAUGGAGAAGCCUAGUCCCCUGCUGGUCGGGCGGGAAUUUGUGAGACAGUAUUAUACACUGCUGAACCAGGCCCCAGACAUGCUACACAGAUUUUAUGGAAAAAACUCUUCUUAUGUACAUGGGGGAUUGGAUUCAAAUGGAAAACCAGCAGAUGCGGUCUAUGGACAGAAAGAAAUCCAUAGGAAAGUGAUGUCACAGAACUUCACCAACUGUCACACUAAGAUUCGCCAUGUUGAUGCUCAUGCCACUCUAAAUGAUGGCGUGGUGGUCCAGGUGAUGGGACUGCUCUCUAAUAACAACCAGGCUUUGAGGAGAUUCAUGCAAACUUUUGUCCUUGCUCCUGAGGGCUCUGUUGCAAAUAAGUUCUAUGUUCACAAUGAUAUCUUCAGAUACCAAGAUGAGGUCUUUGGUGGCUUUGUCACUGAGCCUCAAGAGGAGUCUGAGGAAGAAGUGGAGGAACCUGAAGAAAGACAGCAGACGCCGGAGGUGGUACCUGAUGAUCCUGGAACUUUCUAUGAUCAGACUGUCAGCAAUGACUUGGAAGAACAUUUAGAGGAACCUGUUGCCGAACCAGAGCCCGAUCCUGAACCAGAACCAGAACAAGAACCCGUAUCUGAAAUCCAAGAGGAAAAGUGUGAACCAGUAUUAGAAGAAACUGCUCCUGAGGAUGCUCAGAAGAAUUCUUCUCCAGCACCUACAGACAUAGCUCAGACUGUACAGGAAGAUUUGAGGACAUUUUCUUGGGCAUCUGUGACCAGUAAGAACCUUCCACCCAGUGGAGCUGUUCCAGUUACUGGAAUACCACCUCAUGUUGUUAAAAUACCAGCUUCGCAGCCCCGUCCCGAGUCUAAGCCUGAAUCUCAGAUUCCACCACAGAGGCCUCAGAGGGAUCAAAGAGUGCGAGAACAACGAAUAAAUAUUCCUCCACAGAGGGGACCUAGACCAAUCCGUGAGGCCGGAGAGCAAGGGGAUGUUGAACCCCGAAGAAUUGUGAGACACCCUGACAGUCACCAGCUCUUCAUUGGCAACCUGCCUCAUGAGGUGGACAAAUCAGAACUUAAAGAUUUCUUUCAAAAUUAUGGGAAUGUGGUGGAGCUGCGCAUUAAUAGUGGUGGAAAAUUACCUAAUUUUGGUUUUGUUGUGUUUGAUGACUCUGAACCUGUUCAGAAGGUCCUUAGCAACAGGCCCAUCAUGUUCAGAGGUGAAGUUCGUCUGAAUGUGGAAGAGAAGAAGACUCGAGCAGCCAGGGAAGGAGACCGUCGAGAUAACCGCCUGAGGGGACCUGGAGGCCCUCGAGGUGGGCUGGGUGGUGGAAUGAGAGGCCCUCCCCGUGGAGGCAUGGUGCAGAAACCAGGAUUUGGAGUGGGAAGGGGGCUUGCUCCAAGGCAGUGAAUUGCUCUUCGCUGAUCUUCACGCGGCAGUACAAACCCUAGGUCUGCAGAACAGUGAAUUUCUUCAACCAGCCUUUGGUAUCUUGGAGUAUGACCCUAGUCUGUUAUAAACUGCUUAAGUUUGUACAACUUUUACUCCUUUUUGUGUUAAUGGUGUGUGCUCCCUCUCCUCGCUUUCCUUUCCUGACCUUUUAGUCCUUCACUUCCAAUUUUGUGGAAUGAUAUUUUAGGAAAAAUGGAUUUUUAAAGAAGAAAAAAAGAGACUGAAUUUCCUUGCUUAUUUUGCAUAUACGGACUGGAUUUUUUUUUUUUUUUUUUUUUUUAACAGCCAUUUCCCCAAAGGAAUGUGUCUUGCUUAUUACUGACAUUUGGUAUGUUUUAUUCAUUGGAAUAUUUCUUAUUUUCUAUGUGUUUCAAAAGCCUGUGAGAAAAUGCAGGAUUUGAUAAACAUUUUGAAGGCAGGAAAAAUCCAAAUUGUUUCUUCUUUGAGUCAUGCCUACCUUCUGGUGUGGAGCAAAUUGCCUUUGGAAAAAUUGAGUUUUGAUUGUCGCUGUUGUGGUUUAAAACUGAAUAAAAGGUGUUAAGAGUUUU
Messenger RNA from Choloepus didactylus (southern two-toed sloth), 2178 nucleotides. It is a transcript of the gene G3BP1, whose product is annotated as G3BP stress granule assembly factor 1. Gene Ontology annotation, cellular component: ribonucleoprotein complex; cytosol. Gene Ontology annotation, molecular function: mRNA binding. The transcript is spliced from 12 exons. Bases 191 to 1588 code for a protein of 465 amino acids. The record is from RefSeq and is a predicted model, not a curated record. Lineage: Eukaryota; Metazoa; Chordata; Mammalia; Pilosa; Megalonychidae.